Messenger RNA from Closterium sp. Naga37s-1, 4182 nucleotides. The record is from the annotation of a GenBank genome assembly. Lineage: Eukaryota; Viridiplantae; Streptophyta; Zygnematophyceae; Desmidiales; Closteriaceae.
AUGGGGCAGUUUAGAGACUGGUUGCGCUCUCUUUUCAGAAAAAAAGACCCGAUUCCCAGUCGUGUUUUAUUCGUGAAUGACCCGGAGGGGAACGACGAGUCCGGGUUCAGCAGCAACCGCAUCUACACCACCAAGUACAAGUGGUACAGCUUCCUUCCUCGCGGCCUUUUCGAGCAAUUCCGUCGCGUCGCCAACCUCUACUUCCUUUUCCACGCGUGCGUCUCGCUCACGCCGCUCUCCUCCAUCAGCCCCAUGGCGACGGUUCCGCCGCUCGUGUUCGUUGUCGGGCUCGCUAUGGCUAAGGAGCUAUGGGAGGAUAUUAAGCGCGGGCGCUCCGAUUACGAGACGAAUAAGCGGAAAGCAACGGUCAUACGGCCGGACGGCACGGAAGCGACGCGGCGGUGGCGCGAUCUGCGCGUGGGGGAGCUGAUCCGCGUGCCGCACGACGCCUUCCUCCCCGCCGACAUCAUCUGCGUCGCGACGAGCGGCGACGGCGGCGCGUGCUACGUGGAAACAAUGAAUCUGGACGGCGAGACGAACCUUAAGAUGCGCAGCGCGGUCUUCGAGACGCACGCGAUGAGCGCGGCGGAACUCGCGCGCGUGCGGGGGCGCGUCGAGUGCGAGCAUCCGAACGCGUCCAUCUACACGUUCGCCGGGAAAAUGCUGCUUAGAACGAGUACCGAGGGUGCUAUUAGUGGGAGGAGUGAUUCUAGCGCGGACAUCGAGUCUUCCGAAGGCAGCCAGUCUGGUGACGCGGCGCCGAUUUUCAUCACUCCGGCGAAUAUUCUCCUGCGCGGCUCGCGGCUGCGCAACACCAAGUGGGCGGUGGGGAUUGUCGUUUACACCGGCCGCGAGACCAAGAUCAUGAUGAACUCCACCGACCCGCCGUCCAAGCGAAGCUUCGUGGAAAAGCGGCUGGAUUUCGUGAUUAUGUUCGAGCUAGUGGUCCUGGUGGGGCUCGCGACGCUCUCUGCCGUGAUGUACGCCGUGAAUCUCGGCAAGUACAUGCCGCAGCAAUGGUACCUGCGACCCGGCGAUUACACCGGCGCGACGGGCGUGGGCAAGGCGAUGUAUAACUGGGAGCAGCCCGCUUUAGCGGGGCUCACGCAGUUUUUCACGGCGCUCGUGCUAUACGGGUAUUUCGUUCCUAUAUCGCUUUAUGUGACUAUGGAGUUGGUGAAGUUAGUGCAGGCUGCGACGAUCGCGCUCGACCUGCAUAUGUAUUAUGAGGAGAAGGAUAUCCCCACUACAGCGCGCACCUCUAACCUUAACGAGGAGCUCGGUAUGGUGCACACCGUUUUGUCGGAUAAAACGGGCACGUUAACUCGCAACCAGAUGGAUUUCUUCAAGUGCUCUAUAGCGGGGAUAGCGUACGGCACGGGAGUGACGGAGGUAGAGAAAGCGGCGGCUGAGAGAACGGGCCAGCCAAUCCCGGACGAGGAUGAGGAGACGGAGGGGGAGGAGGGGGUAUACACCCCUCUAAAGCCCCUGGAAAAGGGGUACAACAUGAAGGACCCCAGGCUGGACGAUCUCAAGUGGCGGACGCAGCCGACAGCCGAGGAGAUUAGGAGGUUCCUUGAGGUAAUGUCGGUGUGCCACACCGUAAUCGCAGACACGGGCGACGCGGCAGAUGCGGCGGGAGGUGCGGGGAAGGAGGGCGGCGCUGGAGGUGGCAGGGCAGGCGCGGGGGGUGGCGCGGGGGGUGGUGCGGGGGAGGGGUGGGAGGCGGGCGCAGCGGGGCACAUUGGCGACGGUGACAGCAGCAGCAGCGACGACGACGAAUACGAGGCGGCCAUGUGGCGCGAUGACGGCGGCAUGGUUAGCGUGGGCGGCAGCAUGCGCAGCGCGGGCGGCAGCAUGUCGAGCUACCACACGGCCGACGCGCGCAGCGCGCAAGACUCGUUCCACUCCUCGGGAUCAUCCCAAGGCGCCAGGCAGGGGGCAAUGAGGGCGGAGCAGGGGAGCGAUCACGGCAUGACCGGGGGAGGCGCGGGGGAAGUCUCGGGGGUAGGAUCGGUGGGCGCGGAUCUGGACGCGGUGCGGUACCUGGCGGAAUCCCCCGACGAGGCGGCGUUCGUGGUGGCGGGGAAGCGCAUGGGGAUGGUGUUCGCGGGGCGGCAGGGGCGCGAGGUGCGCGUGCAGGAGUUUAAGGAGGGGUGGGCGCUGCAGGACGAGCGGCGCUACACGCUGCUGCACACCAUCGAGUUCACCAGCCACAGGAAGCGCAUGAGCGUGAUCGUGCGCACGCCGGAGGGCAAUCUUGUCCUUUUGUGCAAGGGUGCGGACAAUAUCAUCAUGGACCGCCUGGGCGGCAGUGACGUGGCGCAGCGGCACCGGCCAAUCACAGAGCAGCACAUGCGCACGUACGCGGAAGCGGGGCUGCGCACGCUGGCAAUCGCGUGGAAGGAGAUUGGCGAGGAGGAAUAUGCCAGCUGGCAGGCGCGGUGGGAGGGCGCCAAGGCAAACAUGGCGGACGUGGCGGCGCAGGCAGCGGAGCUGGAGGCACUGGCGGACGAGAUGGAGAGGGGACUCACACUGCUGGGGGCCACCGCCAUCGAAGACAAGCUGCAGGUGGGGUUGCCUCAAGCCAUAGAGGCGAUGGCAGCAGCAGGCAUCCGGCUGUGGGUGCUGACAGGGGACAAGCUCGAGAUGGCCGUCAACAUCUGUGGUGCUUGCAUCUCAGCUCCUUCGGCCAUCGAAGCCAUGGCAGCGGCGGGCAUCCGCCUGUGGGCCAUCGAAGCCAUGGCAGCAGCGGGCAUCCGCCUGUGGGUGCUGACGGGAGACAAGCUCGAGACGGCCGUCAACAUCGGCUUUGCGUGCCGCCUGCUGCGCCCCGGCAUGCAGCAGCACGUGGCGUUUCUAGAGGAUAAUGACAAGCUUGCCGCUGACGCUGCUGCUGCUGGCACCGACCCUGCAGAGCAGCACGGGGUGUUCCUCGAGGAUAAUGACAAGCUUGCUGCUGCUGCUGCUGCUGCUGGCGCCGACCCUGCUGAGUUCGCAGCAAGCGCCAUCCGCGCGCAGAUCCUCUCCGCCAAGUCGGCCGCCACGGCGCCGGGCGCCUCGCACGCCGCGCCGCACGCGCUGAUCAUCGACGGCAAGGCGCUCACGCACGUGCUGGCGGACGCCGCCCUGCGCAGCGACUUCCUCCGCGCCGCGCUCGCGUGCGCGUCCGUGAUCUGCUGCCGCGUGUCGCCCAAGCAGAAGGCGCAAGUCACGGAGCUCGUAGGCUCGGAGGGCGGGAUGAUCACGCUCGGGAUCGGCGACGGCGCGAACGACGUGGGGAUGAUUCAGAAGGCGCAUAUCGGCGUGGGAAUUGCGGGGGAGGAGGGGCAGCAGGCGGUAAUGGCUGCUGAUUUUGCGAUCGGGCAGUUCCGGUUUGUAGAGCGGUUGCUGCUGGUGCACGGCUCGUGGAGCUACACCCGCAUUACAUACAUGAUAAAAUAUUUCUUAUACAAGUGUCACACAUUCGCCUUCACCAUCUUUUUCUUCAACGGGCUCGCGAUGUUUUCGGGCAGCCCGGUGUAUGUUGAUUGGCUGCUCGUGAUGUUCCAAGUGCUGUUUUCAGCGCUGCCCGUGGCGGCGGUGGGAGCGUUCGAUCAAGAUGUGAAGGCAGUCUACCACCUAAGAUACCCUGGCCUCUACGCCCAGAGCCAGCGCAACCGACUGUUCACGGUGGGUGCGAUCGGCAUGGCGAUGGGCAAGGGCAUGGUGCAGGCGACAAUUCUCUUCGCGCUCUCCUUCCUGCCGCUGCUGCUCUCCUCCUCCGGGGCCGACGGGCGCGUGCUGGACCUCACAGCGCAGGGCUCCAUUCUGUUCACUGCCCUCGUGCUGGCAGUCAACCUAGAUCUCGCCAUCACCAUCCAGUACUGGACGCUCAUGCACCACAUGGCAGUGUGGGGCUCCAUCGCCCUCUGGUUCAUCUUCCUCGCCAUCGUCAGCUACGUGCCCGCCACGCUCUCCGAGUCGUUCUACGGCAUGGCGCCCAUGCUUCUGCCGCGCCCCGCCUACUACCUCAUAGUGCUGCUGGCCACAGUGGCGACGCUGCUGCCUGGCUUUGCAGCGGCCAGCAUUACGCGGUAUCUGGCGCCCACUGACGUGGAGUUGGUGCAGGAGGUGCAGCAGCUGGACCACAAGAGGCGCCUCACUCGCCUCGCCACCAUGCGGAGCAGCAGGAGGAGAUAG